GACGACCUCUGUAUGACGUCACAUUUACUCGCCACGCGGCGGUAAACAGUGUGCCGUCAUAUGUGUGGGACGCUGUGCUGCUGGUGGAUGGAGGGAUGAAGGUGAAAGAAUAAAAAAUAAAAAUCUGAGUUUUAGUAAUUUAUUCUCCUCUGAAACCCGGGAACAGGUCACCUGACGGCUGACUUCGCACAGGACUUUUGAGGGAGGGGGUCGGGGGGGUCACCAUGUUGAGUGUGGGGGGGUCGGUGAUGUCCGGCCUCCUGCAGCUCCGCCUCCUGCAGGUUCCUCUUCGAAGAGUCUGUUCAGCUGUGAUCCACAGGAAGUCACCUGCAUCUGGUCUGACCUGGUCUGUGCCUCUGUCUCUUGGACUCCCCUCAGUCUACUCUCACAGGUCACCUGUCAGGACUGCAUCAGGUGUCGGUGGUGGUGAUGCAGGUGGUACAGGUGUGUCUGGCUGGUACAGUGGCCUGGUGGACUCGGCUCCGGUUCACAUGUGUGAACACUUCCUGGUGAGCGUGCAGCAGGUGAGCGGGUUGCCAUGGUGGCUGAGUAUUGUCGUGGCAACGUUGUCAGUCAGGACGCUUGUUACUCUGCCGCUCGCCGCCUACCAGUUGGUCAUCAUCUCUAAGGUGGAGGCGCUGCAGGGGGAGAUCUCUGAGUUGGCAAAGAGACUUCGAUACGAAGUUUCAGUCCGAGCGAGAGAGAGAGGCUGGACGAACAAACAGAGCCGGCUCCAGUUCAAGAAGAACCUGCGUCGUAUUGUUACUCAGCUCUACAUAAGAGACAACUGUCACCCCUUCAAAGCCAGUCUCUUGGUCUGGGUUCAGCUGCCCCUCUGGAUCAGCCUUUCUCUGGCCCUCCGAAACCUGAGCCUGGAUCAGUCCGCGUUGCAGUGUGAUCUGGCAGCAGGGGGCACUCUGUGGUUCCCUGACCUCACCUCACCUGACUCCACCUGGAUCCUGCCGGUCUGCCUAGGACUCACCAACCUGCUCAUUGUGGAGGUGUUUUCUCUUCAAAGAGUCAAUCCGAGUCGGUUCCAGAAGCUGUUGUUGAACUCCAUCAGAGGAUUCUCAGUCCUGAUGAUCCCCAUCGCUGCUACAGUCCCCUCUUCCAUGGCUCUUUACUGGUUUGCCUCCAGUCUAUUGGGAUUCAGUCACAACCUCCUCCUUCGUUCUCCUUGGAUCCACAAAAUUCUCAAACUCCAAACUCAUCAAUCGGACUCUCCAUACAGAGACCUGCUGUCUGCAUUCAUCAACAAAUACUGCAAAUAGCAUCAUCUCAUUGUGUCUGUUUCCCCACCCAAACACAUCAAACCUCAGCAGCUGUCAGUGGAGUGGGGUGGGGGUCAUGUCCUUCUCACUGUAUAGUUUCAAAUUGAUUUUCUGUACGAAUUCUGAAAAAAA
This is a messenger RNA of Xiphias gladius (swordfish), 1403 nucleotides long. RefSeq names its product cytochrome c oxidase assembly protein COX18, mitochondrial. Gene Ontology annotation, molecular function: membrane insertase activity. Gene Ontology annotation, biological process: mitochondrial respiratory chain complex IV assembly; protein insertion into mitochondrial inner membrane from matrix. Lineage: Eukaryota; Metazoa; Chordata; Actinopteri; Istiophoriformes; Xiphiidae. The record is from RefSeq and is a predicted model, not a curated record. The transcript is spliced from 7 exons. The coding region runs from base 225 to 1271 and encodes 348 amino acids. Gene Ontology annotation, cellular component: mitochondrial inner membrane.